AUGGAAACGCUAGAUGACUAUCUUCUGGAGCGUAUAUUUCGAUUCGCAACCCCCGUCGACCUCGUCCGAUGCUCACAGACCAGUCAUCGAUUUAAUCAUGUCAUCACCAAAUUCUCGUCUAUUCAGCUCAGGCUGCAUCAGCAUAUCUACAACUCACACCAUCUAUCAUCGAAUUCUCAUACCUCGCACACGUCUGAUAAGGGACAACUUCAAGAAAUAAUCAGAUUCGAAAAAGCAUUCCGCGACUUCCAGCCUAGAUACUCCAAAUUCGAUAUUGACCCAGGACACUUCGUUGUUGCUGCCGAUGGGAUUCACGUCUUGACUAGGUCCAGGCAACCAUCAAUCGGUAUCGGAGAUGGAUAUUACCAGGUAUACACAUUAUGGACUCAACAAUCAGGCGGGCAACAAUGGGAAUCGAAGAAACUGAAAGUAAGAUUCCAACAUAGAAUAAAUGAUAGUUUGAUAGACUUGAAAAACGAUUUGAUAAUCUUACAAAAAAUGACACCUGAUCCAGGAGAUAUUCGCUUUUCUCCCUUUCAUUUACUCUGUGAAUCAGAAGAAUUAGAACCGUAUUCAGUAUCUGAUUUGAGGAUUGGACCCACGAAUGUAAAUAAUCCAGCUAUGUUCAACAUAGGAUCUUCGAGAUCAGCUUAUUCCCUUGGACCUAGAAACAUAUUGCAGCUCAGAAUGGAACGAACUAUCAGGCUCUACGACUGGCAGACUGGAUUCUCCAUAGGCGUCCUAGUGAUUCCAGAGACUAAAAAUCCACAUAAUUGCGCUUUUGUCGGACCUGAUUUGUUAGGUGUGCAAAUCACUCUUUCAUGGACAGAGUAUGAUGGUCCUCAUAACGGUCGAAGAGCCAAUUAUCUUCUCUUGUAUAGAAUAGACGAAUUACUCCUUUCCGCUCCAUCAGGGCAUAGCAUUCCAUCUUUGGCUUUGCGUUUGCCCUCUAGACCAUCACAUCUUCCUCUACAUCUCCCAAAAACCGUGAAACGCAAGACACGCGGUCCAGUAGGGUUGCACACUUGUACAUUGAUCGGAUCAACCCAUUCAAACGAUAUGAUCCACAUCCAUUUUACUUAUCAAGACCACUAUCAAAGAUACAAUGGUUCUCAUCUACACGAUUUGAUGAUUCGGAUCCCUGUGGAAAAUAUUGAAUACUUGUUCGAAAGUGUAAGGAAGCAUGAAAUAGAGGAUAGUACUGAAUACAAUGAUGAUUUUGAGUUCGCCCGCUUGUUUCCUGGAGUCCCAAUACUAGAUCCGGAAGAGUGGAGGAAAUACUCUUCUAUGUCUAGGGAGCCAAUGCCCAAUGAUGAGAACCAAUCUGGUGCUGGAUCCAGGAUAUUUAGAUAUGAACAACCUCGUCGAUUUGACGAUAUCACUGAAAGAUCCCGUGAGCCGGUUCAUAUUCACAUGUACGAUUUGAAUAGUGAAGCAAGUAUGAUGCAACCCAGGCUUGGAAUGGCUUUGGGAGGACUUGGAGAAUCACUGGAUCUCGAAGUAAGCGAACAUGAACGCUCAGUGGAAACAACGUAUUCGACUAUGGCUUCUAAUCUAAUCACCGAUGCUCCAAGAACAUCGCUUCCUAGGCCGAUGACCGACGCUCUCCUCAACAAGGUCAUGAUAUCCUAG
Kwoniella shivajii is the source of this 1632-nucleotide messenger RNA. RefSeq lists its product as uncharacterized. Lineage: Eukaryota; Fungi; Basidiomycota; Tremellomycetes; Tremellales; Cryptococcaceae. The coding region runs from base 1 to 1632 and encodes 543 amino acids. Gene Ontology annotation, molecular function: protein binding. The transcript is spliced from 4 exons. The record is from RefSeq and is a predicted model, not a curated record.